CACUUCCGGUUUUAUUUUUCUCCAAAAAGAUGAAAAGAUUUUUGAAAGAUGCAUGAUUUGCCGAGGCGAUCGGAAUAGUUAUGGAGGUAACCAUUGUAUCAGAGGUUGAUGUCUACAUCACUGUUAUAACUGCCAGGAAUGUUGAUUUAACAAAACAGAUUAUAAACGAUCCCUUCAGUAUAGACUCUGUUAAGGCCCUUAGGGAACAAGAAAACUGUGAAAAGACCAAGUCAGUAAUUGAUAUAGCCAAACCCAAAUUUUAUUUGACAGCUUCUGCUCAAUGCUUAUCGGCAAAUGAAAUUCUUAAAUUAAGUCAUGUGACCAAAGUUGACCAAUCAUCUAUUAAUUCUGAAGGCGAUCAGGCAGAACCCUCUGGUGAUGAAAAUGAAAAUGUUGAAUUUGUUGCUGAAGUAAUUGAUAUUACAGACCAAAACCAUGAAAACCGGGUACCAGAAAUUAAGAAAGAAAGAGCAGAACAAGUUAUCACACGUGCAAAAAGCUUACAGAAACAGUCAGAAAAAUGUACCAGUAUGUUAGAUACAAACUCACAGAUAAGUAAGCCAUGCCCUCCUUUUUCAACAACACAAGCAAAAAAAAACAAGCUUUUUAGUGACCUUGAUUUACAGUCCGUUAUUAAUGAUGUAAACAUGUUUGUUGUGAAUGAGGCAAACGAUGGGGAUUCAGAUAAUCACGAUAAUCUUAUUUUGAACAAUCAGAAAAGGAAAGCUGAAAAUGUGAAAAAUGAGUUUGUGCAAGAUGAAAACAAGAAAAUUGUAUGUGAUAUUUGUAAAGAAGUUUUUCCUCGAAAAUUGGAAUUGCGAUUACACAGGAAAAUACACGAGAGAAAUUUUCAAUGUGAGAAAUGCGGACAGGUUUUUCAAAGAAGUCAUAGUCUAAAAAUUCAUUACAGGAAAAGUAACAAUGGUAAACAAAACAAAUGUUCAUACUGUGAUAAAACCUUCAAUCAGUUGUGUAGUGUACAUGUCCAUGAGAGAGUACAUACUGGGGAAACACCAUACUCGUGUAAUAUUUGUGGACAAAAUUUCAGCAACAGUGGUGAAUGUCGUCUACACAUGCGAAAAAAUCACACAGGUGAACAACAGAAAAAUGUAAAAUAUUUUACAUGCCAAAUCUGCAAUAAGUCAUUCAAAAGGAGGGAUACUUUGAGGAUCCACUACAAAAGGCAUAAUGGCGAGAAACCAUUUAAAUGCAGCUAUUGUGAUAUGAGAUUCAUUUUAAAAUAUACCAUGCAAAAACAUGAAAAAAUUCAUACCGGUAUGAAAGAAUAUCAAUGUGACAUUUGUAGUCGUAAGAUAAGGUCAAAAUAUGAAUUUCAACAACAUUUACGUAGACAUAAAGGUGAAAAACCUCAUAUAUGUGAAAUUUGUGGUCGAGGAUUCUUCGAGAAGAGAAAAUUAGAAAAUCAUGUCAAGAUACACAACAAUGAAAAAGCUUUUAUUUGUCAUUUAUGUGGGAAGGGUUUGAGUCAUUCUGGUGCCUUGGUAUCACAUAUGAAAAUUCAUACAAAUGUCAAAGGUCAUACAUGUAAUAUUUGUGGACGUGCAUUCAUGCAUCAUUUCAAGCUUGAACGUCAUAUGAUGACCCAUACUGGUGACAAACCAUAUGUAUGUGAAACUUGUGGAUUUAAAACAGCUGAUGCAGGCACACUUAAAGUACACAAACGUCGCCAUACUGGCGAAAAACCACACAAGUGUUUAGUUUGUAUGAAAUCUUUUCGAGCGCUGCGUAACCUCAAGAAACAUGAGCAGAUACACCAACCUAACAGGAUUGAUAGAAGGAGAAAAAACCCAGCUAACACUAAACCAACUAAAUGUUUAAUUUGUCAGAAAAACUUCAGUGUUCAUAAAAGCUUAAAACGCCAUCUUAAGAAUGUGCAUGGCAAAAGUAUAGAUCAAAAUGAGAAUGACCAUGGCAAAGGUCUAGAUCAAAACAUGCAAAAUGAGAAUGGCCAUCUUGAACAUUUUGAAAAUGGCAAAGGUAUAGAUCAAAAUAAGCAUGGGAAAGGUAAAGAUCAAAAUGAGAGUUGCCAUCUGGAGAAUGAACAUGGCAAAGGCACAGACCAAAAUGAGAGUAAUCACAUCAUAGCAAUUCAGGAGACUAACAAUGUGAUUAUAGAAGAUGGGGUUAAUGUUCUACCGGAUCAAAUAUUGGUGUAUUACAUAUAACUUUCAGUUUCACAAAGUUUAUAACAGGCCAAAUACAAUAAAGAUAUUGAAUACAGGAAUACAAGAGCUCAAAUUACAUGUAUGUUUCAAUAGUGUUCUGAAGUAAUAAAAUUAAAAAGAAAUGGCACAAAGAAUUUGUCCAUUGACAUGUCAGUCAGGGGUAAAACAAGUAUACAAGUCAUGUUUAUUUACUUGAAGAUGUAAGUAAUAAUUACUUGUUUAAAAUAAUUUGUAGGAUCUUUAUUUUCAAGGUUUGAAUUAUCUCCCCUUAAUCUUCUCUUAAAAUUUUUUCUUAAACCUGUAAGUAAAUUUAUUUUACCUGAAAUUUAGGGAGGUCAAAACAUGCCUUAACAACAUUUUUUUGGUUUGCUAAUUAUUUUUAAAAUAGAGUUCAACCUUUUAUCUCAAGAACUAAAAAAAGAAAUCUAUUUGCACAGAUGUUAAGUAACCGUGGUAACUGGGCAAGGCCUUCAAAUAUUGCUCCUUGGGGGCUUGUAAAUGGAGCAGAAUUUUAAGAUAACAGAAAAAGAAGAUUUCAUUGUUUAUAAAUUUAUACUUUUAUGAAUAGUAUUAGUAAAGACAACUGUUACUUAAAUUUAUAAAUGUAAAAAAAUCUGAAUGUCUAACAUGUCUAAGGGAUAUAACUCUACCUCCAAAAUAAUUUACCUGUACCAGUAAAUAAAAGACACAAAUAUUACACCUGAAGUGACAUAUCCUUACGGUAGUGUGUAGUGACUCCUUGAUGUAUUAUAAAUACAUAUAAAAUGAUGAAUGAGUGUAAAGAUGAACCAUCAGGGACCUCAUGUGUCAAUGUGUAAACAAUUGAUAGAAGGUCAUGUUAUUUUUGUAUGGGUGAAAUACAAUUCCUUAAUAUGAAGGUAUACAUGGUACAGCUUGUACAAAAAUGUAUAGUAAGUGGGCUAUGUCACAGAUUUUGGUAAAAUUUUGCAUAAAUAUACUUCAAUUGUCUUAAAAUCAUCAAAUCUCUAAUUACAAUCUCAUAGAUUUUUCUUCAAAAUUGAUAUGUUGUUGAUCAUAAUGCAUAAAUUUUGUUUGAUUGAAAUAAAAUAAUAUAUAAUUAUUUUUUUAAUUUCUAGUAAUCAUGGUAAUAGUUCAACAAACUAAAUUUAAAGUUGUAUGCAAAAUUUAACCAAAAUCUGUGACGAAGCCCAUUUACUGUACCAAUUGACCUUAACCAUGUAAACAAUAUUUACUCAUUUAUCAAUGUAAAUAUGUGUACCAUAUUAUCUGUCAUUUCAUUGAAUUAAUUUUCCUAUCACCAAUCUGUUGCGUUUAUCUACAAAAGUUAAUUGAAUUAAAAAAUCAAUUCUCCAUGUAAACCAUUCUGUAAUUUGCUCAACAGUCAUGACAUAAAAAUAAUCAAAUUCGUAGAUUUACCAUGUUUACGUCAAUGCAUGUUCAUACAAUAUACAUUCCUUUCAUUGCCUUUAGCAUGUUUAGAGCAGCUGUGUAUAUUGACAUUUUUUGUUUUAUUGUAAACGUAAAAGGCUUGAAUUCAGUUUUCAUGUUUAAAAAAAAUAUCUUUAUGUAAUCAUGGUAAUGAAAAUACACUUUAUGAUUUAUUUCUAUAAAAUUUAUAAAUUUAAGACGAAAGAAAAGAGGAGAUCAUUUCUUACAUUUGAAAUUUUAUAUUUAGAAAUAAGAACUAUUUUUACUUGUUCAAGUAAAGUCCACCAACUGAUGAUUGAUAUUCAGAAUAACAUAAGAAAGUUUGAUAUUUAUUGGAGAAAUUUUGUUUCAAUGUACACACAUUUAAAUGCAAAAAAAAUGUCUGUUUUUGUCGAGCCUGCAACUUUUGUUGCAGAAAGCUCGACAUAGGGACACUGAUCUGGCAGCGGCGGCGUUAACUAACUUCUUAAAAGCUUAAUAUUACAGAAGGUAGAAGACCUGGAUGCUUCAUACUUUAAUUUGUAUAUAGAUGCCUUAUGAUAUGAAGUUUCCGUCUGUCAUAUGAUCAUUGUCCUUGACCUCAUUUUCUUGGUUCAGUGACUGCUUGAAAAAAAAGUUAAGAUUUUUUGUAAUGUUAAUUUCUGUCUUAUUAUGAGUAAUAGGAUAACUAUAUUUGGUAUGUGCGUACCUUGUAAGGUCCUCAUGCCUAUCAGACAGUUUUCACUUGACCUCGACCUCAUUUCAUGGAUCAGUGAACAAGGUUAAGUUUUCGUGGUCAAGUUCAUAUCUCAGAUACUAUAAGCAAUAGGUCUUCUAUAUUUGGUGUAUGGAAUGAUUGUAAGGUGUACAUAUCCAACUGGCAGGUGUCAUCUAACCUUGACCUCAUUUUCAUGGUUCAGUGGUCAUAGUUUAGUUUUUGUGUUUUGGUCUGUUUUUCUAAUAUUUUAUGCAAUAGGUCAACUAUAUUUGGUGUAUGGAAAUAUUUUAGGAUGUACAUGUCAGUCUGGCAGGUUUCAUUUGACCUUGACCUCAUCAUGCUCAUUUUCACUGUUCAUUGCUCAAUGUUAAGUUUUUUUGUGUUGGUCUGUUUUUCUAAUACUGUAUGCAGUAGGUCAACAAUAAUUUCUGUAUGGAAUUAUUUUAAGAUGUACAUGUCAGUCUGGCAGGUUUUAUUUGACCUUGACCCAUUUUCAUGGUUCAUUGCUCAAUGUUAAGUUUUUGUGUUUUGGUCUGUUUUUCUUAAACUUUAAGCAAUAGGUCUACUAUAUUUGGUGUAUGGAAUAAUUGUAAGGUGUAUAUGUCUGUCUGGUACCUACCUCAUUUUCAUGGUUGAUUGGUCAAUGUUCAGUUUUCCUGGUUAACUUUGUUUCUUAGAUACUUUAAACAAUAGGUCAACUAUAUUUGAUGCAUGGAAUGAUUUUAAGGUAUACAUGUCUGUCUGGCAGGGUUCAUCUGACCUUGACUUCAUUUUUAUGGUUCAUUGGUCAGUAUAGAAUUUCCAUGGUUUGGUCUGUUUCUUUUAUACUAUAAUAGGUUAUCUAUAUUCUGUGUAUGGAAUGAUUGUAUUUAAGGUGUACAUGUAUUUCUGGCUUGGUUUAUCUGACCUUGACCUCAUUUCUUGGAUCAUAAAUGUUAAUGUGAUACUUGUAGUAAAACUUUAUGUGUAGGAUUAUCAACAAAAUCAAUGGUCAGUAUAGUAGGCGAGACAUUUCAGCGUGUGCACUCUUGUUGAAAAAUAAGCAUCAUAAGCAUUUGGAAAAUGGUACAGUUGUAAUUCUGAAAGAGACUAAUAAUUAUGAAAAUACAUAAGAUUUUCCUUAACAAUUGAAGGUCCACAUUUCUGUUUUUUUAGCUCACAUGAUGCAGAGGGCCAAGUGAGCUUUUCUCGUCACUUGGCUUCCGUUGUCUUCAUCGUCCGUUAUCUUUUACAAAAAUCUUCUCCUCUGAAACUACUGGACCAAAUUUAACCAAUCUUGGCCACAAUCAUCAUUAGGGUGUCUAGUUUUACAGAUGUGUCUGAUAACCCUGCCUGCCAACCAAGAUGGCUGACAUGGCUAAAAAUAGAACAUAGGGGUAAAAUGCAAGUUUUGUCUAAUAUUUUGAAAACCGUAAUAAUUAGAGAAAAUCUGACAGAGCAAAAAUGUUCAGUAUUUUGAGCUCUACCAAUUGUUUGAUUAAGUUAAAACUAUUAGUGGACUUCUUAUAGGAGUUAUUGCCCUUAAAUGACUGAUUUUACCAUUUUUUUUCAUUUUGCCUAUUAUGAGUGUCUUGAAAACUAUGAUAGAUACAGAAAAACUUUAAAAUGCAAAAAUGAUCAGCAAUACAAGAUCUACAAAUAAGUCUGCAUUGUCGAAAUCAUCAGGCCACUCAAUGUUAGAGUUAUUGCCUCUUGAUGUUUUUUACCAAUCUUUUGCAUUUUGACUACAAACAAGUCAAAUUUUGCCGAUAUAGUUAGUACACUGCCACUCUUUACUGGAGUGAUUGCCCUUAAAAAUGUUAAAUGAGGAUUUUUUUACCCUCUUUGUGUAUUGAGCAAAAACUUAUGAAGAUAGAGAAAAGCUAAACAGACAAAACAAUCAGCAAUACAAGAUCAACACAUAUGUUUGUCAUGAAUUCUAUUCUCUUCUACAAUGAGUGUCCUUUGUUCAAUUAAUAUGUACAUUGACCUAGGUGAGCGACACCGGCUCUUUAGAGCCUUUAGUUUGUCAUUUUUAUAUAAAUAAAUGUUUAAGGAUGUUCGCUACUCUUGUUAUAUGCCCGUUUACGGGAUGUAUUAUGGUACACUGUUAUCCGUCUGUCAGUUCGUCUGUCCAUCCGUCGUCAACAUGUCGGGACAAUAACUCAAAUUAUACCAAUUUUCAUGAAACUUUGGUGAAUUGUUUAUGUCUAUUGAUGUAAGCUCUCUUUCAAUUUUUAUAAGUUUUGGUUUUUCCGUUUCCGAGUUAUUGGAUUUUAUUUAUAAAAAAAAUGGUUUUCCAGUUUACCGACAAUAAUGCAAAAAUGCUUUCAGUAGUUUUCAUGAACUUUGGUGACUGGUUUGUAUCUAUUGAAAUAAGCUCCCUGUAGUUUUUUUUAAAUUUCUGCUAUGACUUUGACAAUGUUUGAGGAGUAACGGAACUUAUUUCAAUGAAAAAGCAAUGGGCGUAUCAUGCGCUCUUUCUUUUUGUCUUAUUGUCAGAUAUUCAGAAUCCUCUAGUUUUAUCCAUGUAGUUCCAAUAAAAGUUUUGCCUGCUUACCCUUACUUUUCUUUUCAUAGUUUUAUAACAUAAAGUUUAAGUCUGUAAUUUUUUUUUUAAAUCUUAUAAAAACCUUGUUAUUUUUUCAUUUUUUGAAAGAAAAAAGGUGCCAAUGUUAAAUGUAUGAAAAAUCUAGAGAGAAUCAUUUCCUGCCAAAUUUUGAAUCGAUUAUAUCUCAAAAACAAGAACAUGGACCUUUCGGUUUUUUCUGCUUUUUAUGUUCCUUUAUUGUCCCCCAUGCAAUGCAUUGUGGGAUACAUAGAAACAUCAGGCAUCUGUCCAGUCUUCCUAGCGCUCUCACAUGUACAAUUCUUGCCAGAUUUUUAUAAAACUUAUAUAAUAGGUUUAUAUCAGCAUUGUCUUGGUCAAAUUCGAAAAUCACUGCCAUUCAAUUAUUUUUUAAAGAGUUAGGCCCCUUGGAAAUAUUCAUUAUAUGGAAAAUUGCAAAGUCAGCGUUCUCAUGUGUACAAUUAUUGCCAGAAUUUUAUUAAACAUAUAUCAUAGGUUUGUAUCAGCAAUGUCUUUGACACUUUUUGAAAAUAAGUGCUGAUCAAAUAUUUUGAACGAGUUAUGCCCCUUGGAAAUAUAAAUUAUAAUGGAAAUCACAUUGCAUUUGCUCUGAAGCCUUUAUUUCUCCAAGAUAUUAAUAAAAAGUUUUAUAGAACAAAAAAAAAGUGUUUUUUUUUUUUAGUUAUUACCCUUGUACCUUGGAUAGAUAAAAUAUGUGCAACGCAGGGGACAUUGGAACUCUGUUCUUUUAUUUAUAUACUCUCAAAUCGUACUUUCUUGUUUAUUUGGCGUGUUAUACUAAUUGUAAUGCUUUUUUGUUAUUUAAUGUUAUUCAGGGUUAUAUCUGGUCUAUAUACCAGCUUUGAUAAGUGUUUGGUAUUACUAUAAAUUUUCACUUCUUCGUACUACAUGUACUAUGAAUAUCAGAAUUAUUUAUUUUGUAAAAAUAUUUCCUUUCUCUAUUUGAACUGUACACGUAUACCUAACAACAAAAUUAUUUUCAUUUACCUAUGUUUAAAGUAAUUGCAAAUGGCUGAUAUUUUUGUUCAAGCAUAUUGUUUUUCUUAAAUUGUUUAACAUUUCACAGCGGUAUAACAUGUUACUUUUAUUAUUCUUCCCUUAGUUUAUUUAUUUUGUAUUUACAUUGUAUCAUAGAUCAAAUUUAUUUGUUCAGUGUAUGUUAACUGGUAUUAUGUCUUUUGAUUGCGUUAUGCCAUUUCAAAUGAUAUUUUAUAGUGUGUCUUUCUAUGUUGUGAUGUUACACUUUUGUUUCAGAUAAGGGUGAAGGUUUGUUACCAUUAAAACGUUUAAACCCGCUGCAAUUGUUUGCACCUGUCCUAAGUCAGGAAUAGAAGUUGUUGUUUGUUGAUGUGGUUCAUAAGUGUUUCUCGUUUCUCAUUUUUGUCGAGCCUUCGACUUUUGUCGAAAAAGCGAGACAUAGCGAUCCUACAUUCCGUCGUCGUUGUCGUCGGCAGCGUCCACAAAUAUUCACUCUGUGGUUAAAGUUUUUGAAAUUUUAAUAACUUUCUUGAACUAUCCUGGAUUUCUACCAAACUUGGACAGAAGCUUGUUUAUGAUCAUAAGAUAAUAUUCAGAAGUAAAUUUUGUAAAAAAAAAAAUUCCAUUUUUUCCUUAUUUUACUUAUAAAUGGACUUAAUUUUUCUGCCAGGAAACAUUACAUUCACUCUGUGGUUAAAGUUUUUGAAAUUUUAAUAACUUUCUUAACAUAACCUGGAUUUCUACCAAACUUGGAAAAAAGUUUGUUUAUGAUCAUAAGAUAGUAUCCAGAAGUAAAUUUUGUAAAAAAAAAAAUCCAUUUUUUCUGUAUUUUACUUAUAAAUGGACUUAGUUUUUCUGCCAGGAAACAUUACAUUCACUCUGUGGUUAAAGUUUUUAAAAUUUUAACAUCUUUCUUAAACUAUCCUGGAUUUGUACCAAACUUGGACAGAAGCUUGUUUAUGAUUAAAAGCUAGUAUCUAGAAGGAAAUUUUGUUAAAAUUUUGUUCUAUUUUUUCCGUAUUUUACUUAUAAAUGGACUUAGUUUUUCUUCAAGUUAACAUUACAUACAGUCUGCAGUUUAAGUUUUUAAAACAUUUAUUACAUUCAUAAACUAUCCUGGAUUUUUACCAAACUUGGACAGAAGCUACUUACAAUCAAAACAUAGUAUAGAGAGGAAUACUUUUAUUAAUUUUUUUUCCUCAUUUUUGUUGAGCCUGCGAUUAACAGCAAAAGUAGGCGAGACACUGGGUUCCGCGGAACCCUUACGAAUUUUUUAUAUAGAUUAGACCGUUGGUUUUCCCGUUUGAAUGGUUUUAGACUAGUAAUUUUUGGGACCCUUUAUAGCUUGAUGUUCGGUGUGAGCCAAGGCUCGGUGUUGAAGACCGUACUGUGACCUAUAAUGGUUUACUUUUAUAAAUUUUGACUUGGAUGGAGAGUUGUCUCAUUGGCACUCAUACCACGUCUUCUUAUAUCUAUCAAUUUAUUACAGUCUUUUUAAAAGCUUGUUAUUUUGAAACAGAGGAGCCAACAUCCUUAAUUGGUUGAUUUGCAGGUGAUGUCCAGUUUAUAAAUUUACAAAAUAUGUAGCUCACUGUACUCACCUGGCCUAAUGGACCAUACGAGAUUUUUGUCUUUUGUAAAAGAUAAGGAGAUGAGAAAUAUAAUGCAAAUGAGACAACUCACCACCACCAGAGACCAAAUGACAUACAUGUAGAUAUUAGCAACUAUAGAACUUCAACAAUGAGCAAAACUCAUACUACAUAGCUGGUUUAAUAAAAAUGUCCCUACAGAACAAAAUCUAAAACAUUUCAAACAAGAAAACCAAUAACCUAAUGUAUGUACAAAACAUUGUACAAAAAGUAAAUAUACUAUAGAGCAACAAAUGACAACCACUGAAUUAUAGGCUCUUGACUUGGGACAGUCAUUUACAGAAGGUGGAAGAUUAAACCUAUUUGAGGGCACCCAACCCUCUGGAAAUAUGCUUUUUGAGUUGAGUCACAGAAUGCAAGACAAAGGUAUGAUAAUCUGUCUGCUCCAGCUUCGUAAACUAUUUGUAUAUAACUUUGUAUUUCUGAAGGUACAAUACCUAAAUGCUUCAUACAUGUACCUUGUAUAUAGAUACAUUUAUAUUACAAAAUUUCCUUCUGUCAUAUAUGCAUUGUCCCUGACCUCAUGUUUAUGGUUCAGCAAUUUAUAGUCGACUCCUUAUCAGAGUGAUUGUCCUAUAAAAACGAUUUGACUUUUUUUUUCAUUUUUGCCUAAUAUCUUAAAAACUGUAUUAGAUAGCUAGAAAUAAAUAGCAAAAAUGAUCAGCAAGACAAGAUCUACAAAUAAGUCAAAUGACCGAAAUUGUUAAUCUACUCCUUAUUGAAGUUAUUGCCCUUUAAUGACGAUUUUUCCCAUUUUUGCUUAUUAUCUAGAAAACUUUAAUAGAUGAAUAGAAACUUUAAAAAGGAAAAAUUAUCAGCUGUAUAAGAUCUACAAUUAUGCCAACAUGACUGAAAUUAUCAGUUAACUCUUAAUAGAGUAUUCCCCUUUAAUGAUGAUUUUUACUAAAAAGUGGCCAUUGUUGAAGAUGCAGGUGAGCAACACAGGCUCUUUAGAGACUCUAUUUUAUACAUAGUGUAUAUAUGUCUCUGCUUUAUGUAAUGUAAAUUUCUCACUUCAAUAUUAUGAUUACUAGAAUAGUUAUAUUUGGUAUUACAAGUGGUCCUUGCCAGGUGUACAUGUCCAUUAGACAGGGUUGACCUGACCUAAACAUGAUUAGGUUAAUUUCUUACAUACUAUAAGCAGUAGGUCAACUGUAUACUGCAUGUUACAUGUAUGAUUGUAAGGUGUACAUGUCAGAUUUGAAGGUUUCACCUGACCUUGGCUUCAUUUCGUGGUUCAAUGGUCAAUGUUGUGUUGAAUAUUUUCCCAUGGGAACAUUUUUUUUUCCUUUAUGAUUUUUCGGAAUUGGUCAAAAGAGCUAUAUAGUAACGUAACGAACUGAUGUGCAUGCACUAAUAACUGGGAGCAGUUAAUAACAUUUUUUAAUUUCUGUAAAAAAAAUGCAAUUAUACUAUAUUAAAAGUAUUUGUAUCAUACUUGUAUAUUCAAAAGUAUUUUACUGGUAAUAAAUGAUAGAUAGAUAUACAUUGA
This is a messenger RNA of Mytilus californianus (California mussel), 10981 nucleotides long. Its product is annotated as zinc finger protein 431-like. The record is from RefSeq and is a predicted model, not a curated record. The transcript has 2 exons. NCBI's taxonomy places the organism in Eukaryota, Metazoa, Mollusca, Bivalvia, Mytilida, Mytilidae. The coding region runs from base 81 to 2186 and encodes 701 amino acids.